AUGGCCGAUAUACAACCUCAAUUAAACGACAGAAGUCGUUCAAGCUAUCUCUUCAGCUUCUUCUGGAGGCUUCUGAUUACACUCAUUAUCCUCUUUGGCCUCAUAAUCUUUAUCUUCUAUCUCAUUCUUCUACCCCGGCCCUUCAAGUUCUACGUCACAAACACCCAACUAACGCAAUUCGACUACACAAACAACACACUACACUAUAACAUGGUGCUCAACUUCACAGCCCAUAACCCAAAUAAAAGACUCAGCAUCUAUUACGACAAAGUUCAGGCUCAAGCUUUCUACGAAGGGUCAAGGUUCGCGAAUGUCGAUUUGAUCACCAAAUAUGUGAACUCGUUUCGCCAACGGAAGAAGAUGAGUGACCCCAUUAAUGGUGUUUUCUCUGGUCAACAACUUUUGAUGCUUAACAAUGAUCAAGUCUUGGAAUUCAAUAAAGAGAAGAGUGAUGGAGUUUAUAGUAUUCAUAUGAAGCUCUACUUCAGAAUAAGGUUCAGACACGGAAUCUCAAUAUCUCAUAUCUACAAGCCCAAGGUCAAAUGUGACAUUAAAGUUCCAUUGAGCUCUAGCAAUAGUAAAAAUAUAGAAACAUUUACCUUCACUCAGGUUUUGACGAACAAGUGCAAAGUUGUGUUAGGUCCUACUUAUUAA
This is a messenger RNA of Lathyrus oleraceus (garden pea), 654 nucleotides long. Its product is annotated as NDR1/HIN1-like protein 10. The transcript has a single exon. Gene Ontology annotation, cellular component: plasmodesma; plasma membrane. The record is from RefSeq and is a predicted model, not a curated record. NCBI's taxonomy places the organism in Eukaryota, Viridiplantae, Streptophyta, Magnoliopsida, Fabales, Fabaceae. Bases 1 to 654 code for a protein of 217 amino acids. Gene Ontology annotation, biological process: defense response to other organism.